Messenger RNA from Lathyrus oleraceus (garden pea), 832 nucleotides. Its product is annotated as protein OXIDATIVE STRESS 3. Lineage: Eukaryota; Viridiplantae; Streptophyta; Magnoliopsida; Fabales; Fabaceae. The coding region runs from base 185 to 691 and encodes 168 amino acids. The record is from RefSeq and is a predicted model, not a curated record. The transcript is spliced from 2 exons.
AACGUGCUAUGACGGUGACUAAAAAUUUAAUUCUAUUAAUAUCCUUCAUAUUUAUCUAAAUCCAACUCAUAUGUAUAAAAAAGAAACAAUAUUAUCCAAAUCUCUUUCAUUGGUGUAUAUAUUUUAUCUCUUAAACUACUCCAUAACAGAUGAGUGAUUUUCUUCUUGACACAUUAAAGCAAUCAUGGAUGGAAAAAGUAAAAUCUAUUGGGUUGAUAAGGAUGAUGAUGAUGAUGUAAACGGUUCAAUUUCUAAUGGAUAUUUGACAGAAGAAUCAAUGUGUUCAUAUUUUUCUUCAUCCGAGAUGGAUGAUGAUGAUCAAGAAGUUUCAUCAUCUUCAACUUCUAGUUUAUCAUCUUCAUCAUCAUCAAAUUUAAAUGGUCCUUUAUAUGAAUUAUCAGAGCUCAUGAACCAUCUUCCUAUGAAGAGCGGAUUGUCUAUGUUUUACCAAGGGAAGGCACAAUCUUUUGGGUCUUUAGCAAGGGUGGAAAACAUAGAAGAUCUUCCUAAGAAAGAAAAACCAAAUUACAGAAAUAAAGUGAAAUCAUGCAAGACCUUUGGUCUGUGCACUCCAAAGGCAACAAUAGCAAAGAAAUCUUCAAGAGGAUUUUGUUUAUCAGUAAUAAGUUCUACAAAAAAGAGUUUCCUUGGAGGGUCUAGAUCUUCCUUUUCUGGAAACAAAAACUUUUGAAAUUCAAUUUUGUAAGAGAUUUUUGUUUUAUUUUAAGCACAAAAUGAGGAAAUUUUAAAUACCUUACAUUUUAGAUUCAAUAUGAGACAAAAUCCUUUUUUCUCAUGUGAAAUAAAAUUAUGCUACAUGCACAUUAUUUAA